AUGUCGAACAGCUCAACGCAAGAUAUGGAUGAAGGUAUUUAUCAAAUGAGUUUAGUCGAAAGUCUACUUGUUUUAAUCGUUAUUGGUUUAUGGCUAUUGGCUGUUAUUAGUUUAGCAAGAAAACUUGAAAGAAUUUGUAAUCCUCCAUCAAUAUUUCCUAAUUAUUCAUUACAUACUAAAGCAAGUGUAUGUCCAUCAUCACGUCGUGAUCGUCAUUCAAAUGAAUCAGUACAAUCAACACUGCCACCACCAAUUACUUUUGUUCGUGCAACAUCCGAACCAGCUAUUGAUGCAUCACCUCGUGCAACUAUUUAUGUUCGUUCUCCAAGUGAAACAUGUCUACAUGUUAAAUCAACUUCAACAUUACGUGUAUCAGCAAUGUCACAAUAUUUAAAUUCACCAAGUGCACUUGAAUUAGGCAAAGGUGGAAUGCAUAGUAGAGUUGGUUCACUAACUAUUCCACGUACUAGUAGUUAUCAUAUUCGUGUUGAAACUACACAACGACCAUUAAUAACACAAACAUUAUUAGAUCCUAAACGUAUACCAUCUAUUGUAAGACGAAGUUUUUUAGAUUUACAUCGACGUGCACUAGUUUCGAAUACUACAACAAAUAUUUCGCCUAUUCGAUGUAUUGUUACAGCAGCAUGUAAUAAUUCAAAUGCUAAUGCACAACAUACAACAACAACAACAACAACAACAACCAAUGCUAAAGUUCCAUUAUUAAAUAAACAUCGUAAAGCUAAUGAUACAGAUGAAGAUGAUUGGUGUCUAGAAAUUUAUAGUAAAACUGAAUAUUUACGAGGUUAUUCAGAAGAAAAAACUCGCAAUCAAGCGACUAAUUUGUAUCAAUUUCUUAAACCAUCACAACGUUAUGCAAUUCAAAUCGAACAAUUUCGUUCUCAAAUGAAUCUUGAUUAUCAACCACCAUUACCACGACCACCACCACAUGCAUCCUGGUGA
Messenger RNA from Rotaria sordida, 960 nucleotides. The record is from the annotation of a GenBank genome assembly. NCBI's taxonomy places the organism in Eukaryota, Metazoa, Rotifera, Eurotatoria, Philodinida, Philodinidae.